CCAGAGUACCUCAGUAAUGCUUUGCAUGGCCAGCUAGCCGCAACUCGGCAGUCGUGUAGCUGAGAGUCGCGACGUAUAUUUAUCGUUUAACUCGGUGUGGACAUCGUGUUGUGUGAUAUGUAUUAUUAUUAUUAUUAUUAUUAUUAUUAUUAUAUUACGAGAUGAGGACGAAGAGAGUUGGUGACGAAUAAAGGAGAAAUUAAAGGACCGUAUAUAAUAUUAUUGAUGGUUGAACGGUGAAUUAAAAUACACUGUGUUUCAACGAUACAGAGAGAUAUAUUUUUCGGGCGUGGAUCCAAUCAUUUUCUUCUUCUUGAACGGAGUUUCGAACGACUAGGACAACAACAGACAAAUAGAACUUCGAACUCAAAUAUUGUGUUUUCACGUUGAUGAGACAAAUAAAAAGAAAUUAUUGAAGUUAUCAAAUAUAGUCGUGAGUUUAAAGAAAGACAGUGGGACACAUCUGUGCUUGUAACGUGUGAUAAAUGUAAGGAUUGAUAACUUUAAAAAAAGAAGAAGAAGCCGGAUCAGUGGACGGACGGCAGCGACUACGCUCGCUGCGGCCCUGGUGGAAUCUCGAUUCCACCCCAAACGUGUUUCCUCACUUGAGAACCGAGCUACCAUCGAGACUAACUGUGUAUGGUGCACGAGCGAAUCAAGAUGCUGUCGUCGGUGCCAGCGAAAUAAUAAUGUGGUGCGACGUUGGUCAGGUGUAGGAAGAACUGACGUAACAUCUCCAUUUUCCUUUCGUGGAAAGUUACGCGACGACGGUGGCGCCUCUGACGUACGACUAGACGACUUUCAAAAUAGAAAGGCCCGCCACUUUGAAAAUAGGUUUCGAAAUAUACGUGGCCAGACGCUUGAUCCCUUUCGAAUGUGCGUGCGGCCUCUAAAAUAGGGAGGAAGAGAGAAGCUUGACGAAAUGGAAGGAAAGAGGAGGAAGAAGAGGAAGGAGAAGAAGCAGCAAAGAAGAAGAACGAACGAACGAGUGGAAGAGAGUUGUGCAAUGAUGGGUCUGCAGGCCACGGCAGGAAAACGUAAACUGGAGGGAGGUGUGGGCUGCAUGGAGUUCGAUAUGGACAUGGGCGAAAGCCCAUCAAAGUUAGGUCGCGUUGAGGGUAGUUGGUGGGCUAUGGAAGAUAGCUAUACACCGCCACUCAGUCAGACACAAGCAUCUUAUUAUGAUAUGGAAGUAUCAUCGCCCUGCUUGCAAGCUAAUCCCUGUCAACCGACAUCGGGGAGUAAUCAACAACAGCAACAGCAGCAGCAACAACAACAACAUUCGACGUCGCAGCAACAACAGCAGCAACAACACUCGACGUCUCAACAACAGCAGCAACAGCAGCAGCAACAACAACAGCAACAGCAACAACAGCAAUCGUCAACAUCCCCGUCGGCAGCAAAUGCCUCUACGGUGACGCAGCUGCACCAUCACGCGCAACAUUACUACCAUCAACGCGGUGCCUCCAGUAGUCCGAUUGGUAACAACGGUUACAACCAAUUGUCGAGGCCUCAACCUCAAUGGGGAACUUCCCAUCAUUACGAACCGCCAACGAUAAGACGCGAAGAGAACGGGAAGAGCUACCUAGAGUUGGGUUCAAGUUACCGCGCGAACGAAAGGUGCUGCGAAGGCUCCAGGUCGAGUUGGUGUCGACGAGGUAGAGCCUGCUAUCGGCAGAGACGAAUGACCGUCCUCAACAUCUCUAUGUGUAAAUUGGCCAAGUACCGUCAGUUCCCCGAUCCCAGUUUACAUCGGUCGGUCCUCAUUUGCAAUACCCUGAGGUAUUUGGAGCGCGAGAUGGAGAGGGACAGGAGUCCACCCCCCAUGGAGCCGAUAAUACCCGCGCCUAUUGCGCAGCUUCAACCACCCGAACAGGGCAGGUUAACCCCAUUCCCGAUGCCACCAACUUCUUCCGGGGAGACGGAUGCGGACUCGGGUAUCGGCGAUAGUGACGAUAGUAGAUCGAUCAAUUGGGGUAGUGUGCUAUCGCUUUCCAGUCAGUCACCUCUUGAUCCACUCAACAAUAACGAGCUUCUCGACGUUGACAUCGGACCAGACUUGGAACUCGACUUUAUGCCUGGAUGGAAAUUAACUCCUCUAUCGGCGGACGAUAUUCUUAGGAGUACGACGAUACAGGAACAGCAGCAACAGCAGCAGCAACAACAACACCAACAACAACAACAACAACAGCAGCAGCAGCAACAACAGCAUCAUCAUAAUCACCACCACCACCAUCAUCAACACCAACAGCACCAGCAACAGCAACAACAACAGCAACUGCAACAUUUAACCUCAUCGAGCUGUGGUAGCACAAACGUGGGUGGUUCAGGUGUAAAUAACGCGAGCAGCAGUAGUACGCACGAAUCGCUUAUGUGCGUAGGAUCAUAGCCCCCAAUAUUAACAUCGUUGAGUCAUCUCAUCGAUUUCUAUCCCCUGACACCGCAAGGCAAAUAAAGAGCGAUUGUCAUGGGUCCCCUCCACACAAACACAUAUAGAGAAACAAAAAAUGAAAGAAGGAAGGAAGAAGAGGCAUUUGGGCCUCUUAAUUCGGACCGUUCGAUCCCGUCCUCACAAAACUUGUGCCUCCAUCUGCAAACGUCAUCAUCUUCGAGAACGUUUCUUCGGUUGCUCACAUCAAUAACGAGCUUCGAAUUUAAGAGCAUCCGUCGAAUGGCGUUAGAAAAAACACUUACCGAGGACGUUAUACACGGGACCGAACUAGAACGAGUGAAAGUAUGGAAUAUAGAAAUGAUAUAAAAAGUGAUAAACGGAAGAAGAAGAAGAAGAAUAAAAGGAGGAAGAAGUGGAUCAGAGCUCUCAACGUCCACGCCCCCGGGCCGGCGAUGCGGUAGACGAAGAGAGUACCAAAGGAAAGAAUGAGAAAGAGAGGAAGAGAAAGAAAGAGGGAAAAAGAUUUUUGAACAGCUUGCAUUUUUUUUUAUUUUCCCAGUCGAUUGCUACGGGAAUUGACAAAAAUCCAGAACCUUCUACUAGACUCCUGUUCCUCCUCCCACUCCUUAACCCCCUCCUUCUCUUCUUCCCUACUACUCGAAAGUCCCAGAAGAAUCGAUAGACGUGGUAUCGCUCGCCUAGCCGGCCGGCGUUGAGAACUCUCCGUCGAUUAAUCGUAAGUCGCACGAAGAAGAAAAAGUAGAAGAUAAWGAAGAAGAAGAAAAAGAAGAAAAAGUAGUAGAAGAAGUAGAAGAAAAGACACGUGAACCCCUGUGGUGAGAAAAAAAAAUAGGGGUGUGUUGUAUGCGAAAACGAUCACGACCGCCGUGGCCUAUAUCUUUUAAGAGACGUCCUACGUACGACGCAUGGAUGAGAUAAUUAAAAUAGAAACGGACACACAUGCGUGUGUGCGUGCGUUCAUAUGCGCGCGCACGCAUACAUUUCUCUCAACGCUUAUGGUGCUAGGGGUUGCGCGAGCCAACCUUGCUGGCUACGAAACCUGGUGCUCUUUCUUUAUCGAGAAACAGCUAACACAAACGAAAGAGCUGAACUGUCUCUCUUUUUUUUUAAUUUUCUCACUUCUCUCUUUCUAGCUCUUUACUCACUCACGCACUCUCUCUCUCUCUCUCUCUCUCUCUCUCUCUCUCUCUCUAAUUCAUCAUUGAAUAUUUAGAUUAAUUCUGAAUAUCAUGUUGCGUCUCCCCGAGUCGAUGAUAGUUUGAGUUCGAGAUAGAAAUAAUUUAAAGAAAAAAAAGAAAGAGAGAUAGAGAGUGAAUGGAGAGGAUGGUGGAGGAAGAGAAAGAGAAAGGGAGGGAUUGAGGGAAAGAAGGAAUGAAGGUCGGAUCGUGGCGGCGCGUGCCGAUCCUUGAAACGGGAAAUCCCCCCCGCCGCCUUACGAUUCCGACGCGCGACGCUAAACAAUUACGUACCUGCACAUUUCGAGAUAUCGGGAUAAUAGAAAAAAAAAGUUGUUACCCUCCCCCGAUGGGUGUAGUUAGCGAUGGCCACCCUCGCGCCACUGAUCUCCCCGUAAUAAUGUAUCAUAAUGUAUCUAUGUACACACACGUAUAUAAACCAAGCGUGGCCCCGCUUGCCACACGCCCAAGCCGGAGGAGGGAAACUUGCUCGAUAAAAUGACGAUGACCGAUGACGACGAGAAUGAGAAUUUAGUCAAGAAUAAGAAAAAAAAAUGCAUAAGAAAAUGUCUAUUCUCGUUCGUCUAAACUUGGCAGCAGAGACGUGACUCUUGUCGGUGCGAUAUCAAAAAAAAAAAAUAAAUAAAUAAAUCUAUCGAAAUCUUGGACUCGGAUUGAUUGUUGUGUUUUUCACAUAUU
This is a messenger RNA of Polistes dominula (European paper wasp), 4287 nucleotides long. It is a transcript of the gene tara, whose product is annotated as SERTA domain-containing protein 2 taranis. The record is from RefSeq and is a predicted model, not a curated record. NCBI's taxonomy places the organism in Eukaryota, Metazoa, Arthropoda, Insecta, Hymenoptera, Vespidae. Gene Ontology annotation, cellular component: nucleus. Gene Ontology annotation, molecular function: transcription regulator activity.